AUGUCUCAAUUGAUUCCGGUACGAAGGGGGUUUGAUAGGUUCACCUCAGAGCCUGAACUCGGACCUGUGGAAUUUGAGAUGGCCUUGGAUAUAGAAGAGCAGGCACGUUUAUCGGAGCAGAAUAAGCUCAAUUUGCGUGGCACUUUGGCUAUGAUGAACGGUGACUGCGAUGGACACGAGGGAAAUCUGAGCCGCGAGAGCCCUAUGUCAGAGAACAGUUCCUCAUCCUUUUCACCGAGAAAGCUCGGCCGUCUAACCCCGAACCCAGAAUUCAUAUUCCCCCUAGAAUCAUACCAUGGAGAAUUUGAAGGAUCGGGUGACAUGGACCCUAUGAAGAGACCCCCUCAGCCUCGCCCAGAAACCUUUGGCAAUGAUAGUCUGCCGCAGACGCCAUCUCAAUGCUUCAGCAACAAAAGUGGCCAAUCAUACUCUCACCGCCGCUUGGUAUCGGAAGCGGAAAGCUACAUCAUGCAUUGGGAGAACGGCAUCCUUUAUGACAAGGAUACAAAUACGCGGGUAUCAACAUCAGGUUUCUUCCAAUCACGGUCAGAAUACAAGUCACCGUACCUGGGACCUGUGGGUUGGACGGUGCCAUCCAAGUAUUAUAGCACGACCACAAGAAGCUCAUCAAGCGCUACAAACACGUAUGGAGCCUAUGGUGGCUAUAAUGACAACGCUACCACAGAUAUAAACCCUGGUUCUCUAAGGGAAAGGACUCAAGACAAGAAGAUGGCAUGCAACUAUCGCAGUUCAAGGCCGUUCUUGAUCUAUCAAGACCCAGAAUGGAUAGUUCCACCUCGCGGCGUUACGGAUGCGUACUUCGAUAGUAUAGCAAGCGAUGACAAGGAGAAUAGUGCGCCUGACGAUGGUGAGACCGGGUAUGAUGGGGAAGGACCCGGUGGCGAAAGCAUCAUGCAAACGCAAAAUGAGAGGCCAGAACCGGGAGAUGUCAGUGAUGGUGAUAACGAGAUGGACAUAGACAAUAAUGACGGGCUGACAACUAUUUUGCCUCAGCUGUUAAGGAGGGAGCCACACCGACAUCGACAGCGACGAAAUGCCGGCUCCAUAUCUUCUUCAUCGACAUUUUAA
This is a messenger RNA of Microsporum canis CBS 113480, 1089 nucleotides long. RefSeq lists its product as uncharacterized. Lineage: Eukaryota; Fungi; Ascomycota; Eurotiomycetes; Onygenales; Arthrodermataceae. The transcript has 3 exons. Bases 1 to 1089 code for a protein of 362 amino acids. The record is from RefSeq and is a predicted model, not a curated record.